Molecule: messenger RNA, 3085 nt
Organism: Athene cunicularia (burrowing owl)
Lineage: Eukaryota; Metazoa; Chordata; Aves; Strigiformes; Strigidae
Product: venom prothrombin activator notecarin-D2-like
Exons: 8
Coding region: 889-2601 (570 amino acids)
Biological process (GO): proteolysis
Cellular component (GO): extracellular region
Molecular function (GO): serine-type endopeptidase activity; calcium ion binding
Source: RefSeq, a predicted model, not a curated record
AAAUUAAAAAGUGAAUAUAAUUGCAUGGUUCUGUGUAAAGUGAAUGCAUUCUGGAUCCUCUGAUUUUGGAAAAAGCGAAGAGGUAUGUGUUGUCAAAUCCUAGUAAAUUAUUUAGCCUGGGAAGGUAAUAUGAAGAAAUACAAACUUCUGUCUUGUAACCUUUAUUGCCAGGUAUGUGGUGGAUGGUUUCCUUGUUGGGCUUUGUGCAUACGGUCUUACUUGACAAGAUUACCCAGCAGCUGCCGUCCUUAGAACCUGCUGGCUGAAGUGUUCAGCCCAGCCCUCAGCCUGGGAUCCUCCGUGGUUUAAACAAGGCUGUCGCUGGAACUGGCUUCUGCUCGGUUUGGGCCAGAUCCACGCCUCCCGUGCUCACCGUAGCCUUUUUUUAUUACACCUGUGGGCUUUGGAUCAGACCCUGCACCACAUCCUGGCUAGGUCAAUCUCUGCAUGUUGCCUUGUGAACUGUUGGGAUUCCUGUUACAGUGUGCAGCAUCGGCGUGGCUUGGAGAAACAGCGGACAUCAGGUCAAAAUGAACUGGGUAGAAUUUGCUUUCUUUGUCCCUUCUCUUGUCCUCUUCCUGCUACUUCUUCAUCUUUUUUUGUGGGCUAAUUCACACUUGUUGUUUUAUGUGACAAUAUACCAAUUUAAUUCUUUUCCCUCUGAAGGAAAACAGUAGGAAGUCAGAGUAUUCUGAAUGCUCACUCAAAUGGAGAGCAGUUCCUCACUUGUGAUGUUUCUCCUACUGAUGUGCUCCAUCAACAGCAGCUGCCCAUUUUCAUAUUCAGUGUUUAUGAGAAAAGACAAAGCACACGAGGUCCUGAAAGUCCAUAAACGUGCUAACUAUUUUCUAGAAGAGAUUCGCCCAGGGAACUUGGAGAGAGAAUGCAAUGAGGAAAAGUGUUCAUUUGAGGAGGCUAAGGAGAUCUUCCAUUCGCAGGAGAAAACGAUGGAGUUUUGGUUCAAUUACAAAAGUAGAUUUAAAUCCAUGUAGUACAAAUCCCUGUAACAAUGGCGGAGUCUGCAAAAUAAGACACUACAAUUACUUUUGCAUCUGCCCCCCAAAAUUUGGAGGAGACAACUGUGAAAAAGAGAAGCUUGAAUGCUGGUAUAAGAACGGUGGGUGCUGGCACUACUGCAGGGACAGCAGCAGCACCUUUCACGUGGUGUGUUCCUGCGCAAAGGAUUACACUCUGCACCAGGACGGGAAGAGAUGUGUGCCCGCAGCACCGUUUCCAUGUGGCCUGACUAAAGCCAGGCAGGCUCUGGAGCAGAAAACGCUCCCGAGGGGACAGCAUGAGCACAGGGAUGACUUGGCCAGGCGAAAUGAGAGCACGGAGAGACCAGUGAGGCAAAUGGAGCUGGAACUAAGUGCUACUGGGGGAAAUGAGACCUUAAAGGGUGCCUUUGGGCAGAGCCCACACAGGGAGGCUGGCGCUGGGCGAGUGGAUGUGGCGGGUGGUGCCUCCAGCUGGGACAGGACACUGGCGGCCUCUCUGCCCCAGGAGCUGCUGGGGGAUGGUGCUGCUGGGCAGGAGGCAGGUGGUGGCCCCCAGCACAAGGCAGGGCAGGGGACCACUGGGCCAGGCCAGCCCGGGAGCCACCCAGCUCCAUGGAGCGAGCCGAGGCAGAGCCCUGUGUGGCAGCACGAGAGCACGGCGCCUGCUGCCAGGGAGGAGGACACGGUGGAAAAUGCUGCUGGGCAGAACCAAAGCGAGGAGAACACUGGGCAGAACCAACCAGGUGCCAGUCAGACCCUGCACGAUGGGCGUAAUGGCAGCAGCGCCUGGGGAAAUGCUUCAGACACGCCUCAGCAGGUCCCACUAAAGGUCAGCUCCACUUUAGAGCACAGUGACUCCAGGAUCACUGGAGGAACUCUCUGUCACCGUGGACAUUGCCCCUGGCAGGUUUUGAUCCGGAACAGUAAUGAUGUUGGCUUUUGUGGAGGGAGUUUAAUCAGCAGUCGCUGGGUGGUCACCGCUGCCCACUGCCUCGACCUCGUCCGGCCACACCACGUGACCGUCGGAGACUUUGACAAAUACCAGAGAGAAUUCAAAGAACAGAAGAUCGGUGUGGAACGAACCUGGACACAUCCCCAUUAUGACUCAAAUAUCUACAACAGUGACAUCGCCCUGCUGUACCUGAGCAGCGCUGUUGUUUUUAACGAGUACGCCGCUCCCGUCUGCCUGCCCAGCCCCAGCCUGGCAGCCCUGCUCUCUGCCGAGGGGCGGGCGGGCAUGGUGAGCGGCUGGGGAGCCACGCACCCCCGGGGCUCCACACUGCGCUUCCUCAUGAAAGUCCAGGUGCCCAUCGUGAGCGCGGAGACCUGCCAGCGCUCCACAGCCAGGCUCCUCACCGACAACAUGUUCUGUGCGGGCUACGGCACCGAGGCUGCCGACGCCUGCAAAGGGGACAGCGGGGGCCCCUUCACAGUGUCCUACCACAACACUUGGUUUCUCCUGGGGAUUGUGAGCUGGGGCGAGGGCUGCGCUGAGAAAGGGAAAUACGGCGUAUAUACGAGAGUAGCCAACUACAUCCCCUGGAUUAAAGAAAUCGUUGAAAACGUAACAGAUUCAGAAGAGUUCUCCAUUAGCUUCUCUUAACUUCCUUAAAGGCAGGGACAAUUCUAUUAUUAGUGUUUCAGUCUAAGACACUGCAGUUCCUGUCCUUAAUGAUGUAAAAUCAAUCUUCAAAGAAAUUCUAAGUAUCCGUUUACCAUAAAUAGUAAAAUUGUUCAUGCAAGUAUUACCAAGUAAAAGAAUUGUGAAUAAUAAAGAACUACUCUGCAAAUAACAAAGGAGACAACUCCAACUUUUCUUAAUGUAAAUUGUCAGAAAGGGUUUUUGGUGUGGAGGAAGAAUCAGCUUUCCAUUUCUCAAGCCUACAUGCAUAUCAUCAGAACAGGCAUUAAUCUGCAGUGUGAAUGAUCUUAGUGGUGUCUGGCCUCUAGUUGAGACAUGGUGCUGAACACAGCAGUAUGGACUGGUGAAGUUUUGUCACCAAGUACAACUGUUGCCUCAAUUACCAUUCUGUUCACUAAAAUGCAAAUGUUUUCUCAUACAAAACCACCAUCUGUAUGGAAUCGUG